Messenger RNA from Halichondria panicea, 5172 nucleotides. Its product is annotated as probable methyltransferase TARBP1. The record is from RefSeq and is a predicted model, not a curated record. NCBI's taxonomy places the organism in Eukaryota, Metazoa, Porifera, Demospongiae, Suberitida, Halichondriidae. The transcript has 28 exons. Gene Ontology annotation, molecular function: RNA binding; tRNA (guanine) methyltransferase activity. Bases 132 to 5009 code for a protein of 1625 amino acids. Gene Ontology annotation, biological process: tRNA methylation.
AUUUGCCGAUCCCUACCCGGCUACCCGACACUGACCACGUGGACUCGACUACUUUUGGCCCUUAUCCCUAUCAGAGUACAAGGUCUCUGUGUUUGGUACAUAUAUCAUCUAGAUCUCCACUGUCCAAGAUCAUGGAGUGUUGGAAAUCGUCUGUAGAGAUAGGACUUCUUGAAGAUGCUGGUAUCUCCCCUCAAGAUGUUUACAAGAAGAUUGUCUCCAAAUGCAUUAAACUUCUUCAGGACUCUACAACAGUUGAGCAGAUUCCUCAUAACCAUUUGUUAGGAUACUUGAGAAUGCUUGCUCAGUACACUGCAUCAAGCAAGUUAAAUAUUACGAGUAUUUACCAAUCCGUCGUUGAUGGAAUUAUUGGACCGUACCUUCAAAUUAUACAGAGGUCUACUGAAACACAAAUCCAGAUUCUAUCUCCUUGUACGACUGCUAUCCAAAAUCUAUUGUCACUCCUUUCCUCAGAUGGUGUUGCGCAAGUGUGUGUGGUGCAGUAUUUGUCUUCUCUUUUUAAAAGUGUCGGUAACAGCUUGUCUGCUCCUAGUGAAGAAACCAAUUUCAACGCUCAAUUUGUUUUAACUUUUGUGUCUGAAAUAUUUCAAAAAAUAUCUGUUGAAUGUUUGGAGAAGGGUGGUUCUGAUUUUUCCUGCGUUUUCGAGCAGGCCUUGGGUGUAUUAAAACUCAGCGAUGCCAAGAUGUGUUUUGUUCUUGCAAGCUCCAUCCUUCCACGUUUUAUCACCUCUUUGCAUACUCAUAGAGCAGAGAAGAUAUGGUCCUUAGUCGAGGCGGUGUAUUUGGGAAGAGUCAACGUCGAGCAAAUCCAAUUAGAAUUUAUCUUAACAAUUCUUUGCUGUUUUCGAGAUGUAUUUGUCCAACAUGACAAGUCUUCCCCCUUUUCCAACCCCUUUGUGCAUUCUGUUCUUAGUCUUUCCCCAUUGGUCGAUAUUCGAGUCAAAAGUACAUUUUGGCGAGUGAUCCAAGAAGGGCUGGUUAGUGCCAAUCCUUUUUCUCGGAAGCGUUGCAUGUAUCUAGUUAACUGUGUGUUGCUGUCAGCCCUAGACUGCAAGACCAGUGAUAUUUGCUCGGAGGGGCAGGUUUUCUGGUGGGCAGCAGAAAAUACUAAGCAGUUGAAAAGUGUGUGGGAUGAUCUCAUUCUUGUCUUGGAGACUAUUGAAGAGAAACAAGUACACAUUGUCAAACCUGUCAAAAAACACCUGCAGAGUGUAUUAGAUGCUUCAAGGCAACAGAUCAAUGAUCGUCAUGUGCUACACAUGUCCUGGGUGCACGUAGUCCUGUCCCGUGUGUUCGACCACCAUGAGGCCAAGUCUAUCAUACAAUGGGGGGUGAGCGAGUGUUUGGGGAUGGAGCUAACCAACUCACCUAUUCUCUACCCGGAAAACUGGAGCUUCGUAUGUGGGAAACUGCUGCAAGUGCUAGGCCAGACAUUCCUCUACAACAGGAGUCAGACUUCACCUCAAGAUUGCUAUCCACCUUUAGCCAAGGAGCUUACCACAUUUUUACAGACCUUUGUGUCAAAAAUGGAGAAAGAGCAGGCAGGUCCUUUUCUUGCCCAGUUCCUUUCCUCGUUUGCUGAUCUGAAACUAGCGGAGGUUCCAUUGGUCUUCGUCAGCUAUGCAGUAUCUGAACUACAUUCUGAGCCUCUUAUUGGGCGAGAGGGACUGGCUGCAAUUAGGUCAAUUGUUCUCAGUUCGAUACUCACUCACAAGCCUUCUCUGAGAGAAGCUACUCAGUCCUUCCUGCUAAAGGCUGUGUGUGAACUCACAAAUCACAGAGAAGUUGGCUACUUGGAAGCUGUUCAGACUUUAGGUUCUUUUCGCCAAGCUGAAUGUCUUGUGUUUGGCUCUAAAAGUUGGAAACAGGCAUCCAAAUUUCUCGUGAGUCUGGCUACCUUAAAAGAGACCUCUGCAGAAGAGAGUGGAUCAAAGAAUCUGUUUUCGUACUUGCAGUCAUGUAUCCAUGCUUACCUUCAGGUGACAUCCCACCGUGAUGAUCCCUUACCAACCAUUUCAAGCCUUGCCCGAGCUCUAGUUCUUUCAGUUGACGAAGAGUGCAUUGUUGGCAGCAGAGCACUGUCGACUGAGUCUCGUAGCCUUGGUGAUUCUCUCACCCUGCUCAUGGCACCGGUCAUGGAUAUCAUUGCCACAGCAACAGCACGGGCCUAUCUAGCAGCUGAUGUUGUGAGCAAUGCUCUCGAGUUUCUCUCCUCCCUCGUUCAUCUGCUACCAUCUUCACCUCACAGUGACACAGCUCAAGUGUUCUACAAGUGUCUCUCACCAUGGCUACCUGACACAAUGCUCUACCUUCACACUCAACUCUUGCCGGGAGCAAAGGUGGGUGGAGCUCCCAACCUGGAUCUCAACGUCUUCCUUGUGCACACAUUAGAUGGACUCUACAGUUUCACAGUGGCACUUAAGUUUCCUUUCAGUGAGAACCCAGAUAUCAGCCUGGCUAACUUAGCUAUAAGAGCUGGAAAGCGGUUGAAUUCAAUAUGCUCUAAGCAGGAUGUGAUAGAGGUUACUCCAGCCCUUCUUGGUUCCAUCACUGUCCUUGGCUGGCUUUCCUCAUUGUCCCCAUCUUCUCCACCCUCACUCAGCCGCACCCUCUCCAACACUCUCAAUGCACUGCCGCUACCCCUGAAUCUCUCUAGACCUGCUCCGCCAACCUGUACUAGUAACCAUGGAGAUAGUGAUACAGCUAUACUAGGGGUGGGUGGUUUGAUGGCUUACGGUGCACCGGUCGAGUGGGGGCCGCUUAUCUCUCAGUGUCUCAGUUCCUACUGGAGGUGUCUGCUCUAUAUGAUGAGAGAGAGUAGUGACUGGGUGAUAGAGAAAGGGGUUGAUAAAUUGGUCACGAUUUGUCUUGAUGGAUUGGACUCAGCCAGUGACUCACUCCCCACCAUCAUUGGCUGCCUUUCUCUCCUGGUCAACAAGAGUGCAUCAGGACCCUCUCACUUAUGCUCCUUCACUGAAAGAGUAUGGUCGCUGGUUGGUGAGCUCAGAAACAAGCCCAAAGAAUUCGAUGAAGCCCUAGAGGCAUUCGCCCAGCUUGUCUUCCAUCCAAACUUAUUGGCCUGUCAUAAUGAAGAAGUUAAUAAGCUGCAAGAACAGUGUGUGGAUGCGUUCUUCUCAUUGGGUGAAUCAAAAAUUGGAGUUUUUAACAUCCUUGUCGACUACACCUGCUCCAUUUGGAGGAAAAGCUUGCAGCCGAUUAGUGCAAAAAAAGGCUGUACCCACAAGGCUGAGCUAGUGGCCUCUUUGCAAGCCCACAUACAACUUAUUCUCCAGGCGUGUACCUUUGGAACAGUGCACAGAAAAAACCUAAGGAUUGUCGGAGACACUGAAGGUUUCCUUGGCUCUCUUGGUUUGAAUAUGUCUGAACAUGAAGGCUCCAGAGGUGACUGUUGUGUUAGGAUCAAAAUAUUAGUGUUCCUGCUGGAAAUUUUUGGCUGUCUCUCGGAGUGCAGUGAUGGCAACGAAUUGGAUGACUUUUUACAUAUCUUUUUAUCCACAAUUACCUCUGAGAUAUUGAAGAUGUCUGUAAAUUUUCCGAAGUAUUACAUCAACUCUCACACUCAUCGUGUGAAAUUGAGGCUGAUACAAGUCCUCAUACUGUCAGUCAAGUUUGCUAACAAGACCACUUGCAAGAUGGUGGCUGAGCGCCUAGUUGGAGCACUUCAGCACGACAACCAGCGAAGUGUGCGCUACUUGAUGGAAUGGACAGUGUCCCUAAUUUUUACCCGAUUCCCAGAUCUCAUACCUUCAAUUCUGUUACCAUGUUUGAAUGCAGACUCCGAUGGUCGACUAAGCAGAUUGUGUUCAUUUCUCACCAUUAGUGUGCACGUCGGUGUUAAUCUAUCAACUAACCUCCUCAAAAGCAACUACUACCACGGAAUGAUUCCAGUGGUCUUGAAGUGGGUGUCUAGUCAUCAUUUCACUGUUAGGAUGUAUUCUCAGCAGGCUCUCUACCGAAUAUGGGACGACUGUAGGAGGUCAAAGGUCACAACCGUGCUGGAAACAUUCUGUAUUCUAGAAGAGAGCAUUCUAUCUAUGCAGGAUCACGGGGAUUGCGGGAAGUUUGCCCACAAGUUGAAGGAAAACAUUUUCUUCACCUUCGUAGACACGCUAAGUGAUCUCAACCUUCAGACCAUAUUUUACACAUUACCGUUGCUGUGUGAUGCCCCGAGGGAGGACCUGAUACCAGCUGAGCAUUUUUUAAGUGAGGCUAAGGAUUCCAGGAAACUACAGUACAAAGUACACUGCAAAAAUCACGAACUUCUUGAAGCUUCCUGUACCUAUCUAAAUGUUGCAACAUGUGGCAGUGAUACUAAAAGUAUUUCAUAUCAGCUGCAACCCAAACACCCCUCCUCAGAACUCCAACCCUCCUCAACAAGCGGUUCAGACAUUCAGAAAAAGAUCACUCCUUGGUCUAAUCCGACAACAGUUGUCAACGAGCUUUUUCCAAACUCUCUCUCUGGUCUGUCUUUAGCUGGUCAGCAAGACAAAGGAGAUAUUAGUGGGCUAAUUCUAGUGACCACUCUUCUAAGCAAAGUUCCAAACAUAGGAGGUCUAUGCCGUACCUGUGAAAUUUUUGGAGUCUCGGAGCUUGUAAUUGACAAUGCGAAAAUUCUUGGAGAUGUGCUUUUUCAAUCACUCAGUGUUACUUCUGACAAAUGGAUCACGAUUACAGAGGUCCGGUUGAAUGCUUUGAAGAAGUAUCUUCUAACCAUGCAAAACAAUGGUUACACUCUCGUAGGAGCAGAGCAGACUGCUCAGAGUAAACCACUAACUGAGUACUCGUUUAAGAGAAAAACAGUUCUUUUGCUCGGGAAUGAGAGGGAGGGCAUACCAGUUGACCUUAUCCACUUGCUGGAUGACUGUGUGGAGAUCCCUCAACUUGGUGUAGUGCGGUCACUGAAUGUGCAUGUGAGUGGAGCAUUGCUCGUAUGGGAAUACGCCAAGCAACACUCCAUGCAGCCAAGCUAACAAUGAGUUAAUUAUCUGACUAAAAUUAUUAGUGCUCUAAUACUGCCAUACAUGCAGUUCUACUUAUAAUAUAACCUGUAUUAUUUUCAAACAUAAUUAUACAUGAUACUCAGUUUUAAAUGAAUACCUGCAUGCAUGGUUUCCUAGCAAAUUGAAUCGUCUA